AUGGCGAAGUCGCCAUCAACGUCAUCGUUGGAUGAGAACGAGAAAGAGAAGGACUUUGGACUCGUGGAUCCGCAGGCCGCAGCAGAGAAUCCGACGGAGUACGAGCCAAUACGUACCGAACCAACGGAGAAGGAUGUGGAAAAAACUGGAGAUGGACACAGUGCAAGAGGCAGACUAGCGCGAUUGCAGUCCAGUACAAGCGCAUACUCGGAAGCCAGCGACAGUGAAUCUAAUGCGACAAGAUCGAUACGAAAGAGGAAGCCAUUCUACAAACGCCUGAAUUUCUUGAAGAAUAAUCCACCGCCAAUCCCAAAGGAGCGCGAUGUGUGCCCCGAAUACACAGCAAGCUUCUUCAGCCGACUCUCAUGGCAAUGGAUGCAACCCUUGAUGAGAGUGGGCUACAAGCGGCCGUUGGAGAAGAACGACAUCUGGAAGGUCAAUCCUGACAGGAGUGCAGAGCUUUUGGCAACAAGGCUGGAAGAGGCUUUCAAGAGGCGGAGAGCAGAAGGCAAGGAGAGACCCCUGCUGGGUGCCAUGUUCGACACAUUCAAGUGGGAGUUCAUCAUCGGAGGCACAUGUCAGCUGUCAGCAUCCGUCAUCCAAGCGGUCGCACCGUUCGUCUUACGUUAUCUCAUCAAAUUUGCUGCUCGCGCUUACCUUGCGCAACGAACUGGAGCCCCGGCGCCAGACAUUGGUGAGGGUAUUGGCCUGGUCAUUGGAAUCACCGCGAUGCAGUUCUUGCAGAGUUUGGCUACUAACCACUUCAUGUACCGCGGUAUGAUGAUUGGUGGAGAGGCCAGAGGUGUAUUGAUUGCUCUCAUCUUCAACAAGGCGAUGAAGCUCUCAGGGAGAGCCAAAGCCGGUGGCGAGGCUGUUCUCGAAGCACCACCACCCGACAUCAAGCCAGGAAGCGAAGCUCAAGUAAAAUGGUACAAGAAGAUGCUGAAGAAGAAAGAGAAGAAACAAUCACCAAAGACUGCAGCAGGUGUGGCAGGUGACGGUGAAGGCUGGGGCAACGGACGAAUCGUCAAUCUGAUGUCCACGGAUACCUAUCGUAUCGACCAAGCCAGUGGUUUCUUCCACAUGAUCUGGACUGCUCCCGUUGGUAUUCUGAUUACAACUGCGCUGCUUCUUGUCAACUUGACAUACAGUGCUCUUCCCGGUCUUGGUCUCAUUCUUAUCGCUAUGCCCCUACUUGGUCGCGCCGUCAAGACGCUGUUCCGUCGCAGAGUUGCCAUCAACAAAAUUACCGACCAGCGUGUGAGCUUGACCCAGGAAAUUCUGCAAGGUGUUCGCUUCGUCAAAUACUUCGGAUGGGAGACUAGUUUCUUGGAGCGCAUCCAGACGAUCAGAAAGAAGGAGAUUCACGGUAUUCAGAUUCUGCUCACGAUUCGAAACGCCGUUCUCUCCGUCGGAAUGUCCAUGCCCGUCUUCGCUUCUAUGAUCUCGUUCAUCACCUACUCCCAGGUCAACAGCAAUCUCGAUCCCGCGCCGAUUUUCUCCUCACUCGCUUUGUUCAACUCCAUGCGUAUCCCGCUCAACUUCUUGCCGCUCGUUAUUGGUCAGGUCAUCGACGCGAAUGCUUCCGUCAAACGUAUCCAAGAAUUCUUGCUAGCUGAAGAGGCUGAAGAGAGCGGAAAGUGGGAUUAUGACGCCAAGGAUGCGGUCACACUGAAGGGCGCAAACUUCACCUGGGAGCGUCACCCCACUCAGGACCCAGAAGACGGUGCCGGCGGGCCACCAGGAAAGAAGCCAGAAACCAGAAAAGAGAAGAGGGAGAGCAAGGCAAACGCUAAGCUCGCAGCGAACGGUGGAGAGAGGCCACUUUCCGAUGCGACGGCUGUGGAAGAGGAGAAGCCCUUCGAGAUCAAGGGACUGGACCUCAACAUUGGACGAAACGAGCUUGUGGCUAUCAUCGGAGGUGUUGGGUCUGGAAAGAGUUCGCUGCUUGCGGCUCUCGCAGGAGACAUGCGCAAGACUAGUGGUGAAGUUGUCUUUGGUGCUUCGCGUGCUUUCUGUCCGCAAUACGCCUGGAUCCAGAACGCUACGGUACGAGAAAACAUCAUCUUCGGCAAAGAGUUCAACAAGAAAUGGUAUGACCAAGUUGUGGAUGCCUGCGCCCUCCGUCCUGACCUGGACAUGUUACCGCACAACGACGCGACCGAGAUUGGAGAGCGCGGUAUCACCGUUUCUGGUGGUCAGAAGCAGCGCAUGAACAUUGCUCGAGCCAUCUACUUCAAUGCGGAUAUCAUCCUCAUGGACGACCCUUUGAGCGCUGUCGACGCCCACGUUGGUCGUCACAUCAUGGACAACGCUAUCUGCGGUCUGCUCAAAGACAAGUGCCGCAUUCUCGCUACUCAUCAGCUCCACGUCCUCAGCCGCUGCGACAGGAUCAUCUGGGUGGACCAAGGAGAAGUCAAAGCCGUCGACACAUUUGACAACCUCAUGGCACAGAACGCCGACUUCGUGCAGGUCAUGAGCUCAACCGCCAAGGAAGAGGAGAAGGAAGAGCAAGACGAAGUCAACGAGGACGAAGUCGAAGCAGAAGUCAAGAGCACAAAGAAGCAACGGAAGCAGAAGAAACAGGCCGCCCUCAUGCAGACGGAAGAACGCGCAACCAAGAGCGUCAGCUGGGAAGUCUGGAUCGAAUACAUCAAAGCCGGAGGCGGAAUCUGGGUCGGUCCCCUCGUCUUCAUCCUCCUCGUCCUCUCCCAAGGCGCCAACAUCGUCACCUCUCUCUGGCUAUCGUACUGGACCUCCGACAAAUUCGGCUACUCCGAGGGCGCAUACAUUGGUGCAUACGCAGCCUUUGGCUUCAGCCAAGCCCUCUUCAUGUUCUUCUUCUCCUUCUCGGUCUCCAUCUUCGGUACCCGAGCUGGUAAAGUCAUGCUGCACCGCGCUAUUACCCGUGUGCUGCGCGCGCCCAUGUCCUUCUUCGAUACUACGCCGCUGGGACGCAUUACGAAUCGUUUUAGCAAGGAUAUCGAUGUCAUGGAUAACACCAUUACGGAUGCGAUGCGCAUGUACUUUUUGACGCUUGCUAUGAUCAUUUCUGUUUUCAUCCUCAUCAUCUCGUAUUACUACUAUUACGCCAUCGCGUUGGGUCCGCUGUUCAUCAUGUUCAUGUUCUCGGCGGCGUUCUACCGGUCUUCUGCACGCGAGGUCAAACGUCACGAAGCUGUUCUUCGUAGCACGGUGUUCUCGCGCUUCGGCGAGGCUGUCAUGGGUACCCCGACUAUUCGCGCCUACGGUCUCCAAAAUCAGUUUUCGAAGUCUGUUCGUGAUGCUGUCGACGAUAUGAACAGUGCCUACUACCUCACCUUUGCCAAUCAACGCUGGCUGAGUGUCCGUCUGGACAUUGUCGGCAUUCUACUCGUCUUCACAACGGGUAUCCUCGUCGUUACCAGCCGUUUCUCCGUCGAUCCUAGCAUUGCUGGUCUGGUCCUUUCGUACAUUCUCACUAUUGUGCAGAUGAUUCAGUUUACGGUUCGUCAACUUGCUGAGGUCGAAAACAACAUGAACUCCACGGAGCGCAUCCACCACUACGGAAGCCAACUCGAAGAAGAAGCGCCUCUGCAUAUGGGCGAGGUACGACCAACCUGGCCUGAGCAUGGCGAGAUCGUCUUCGACAAUGUGGAGAUGCGGUACCGCGAUGGGCUACCUUUGGUGCUCAAGGGAUUGAGCAUGCAUGUCCGCGCUGGUGAGCGCAUUGGUGUCGUUGGUCGCACUGGAGCGGGUAAAUCGUCCAUCAUGUCGGCGUUGUUCCGACUGCAAGAGCUGUCAGGUGGCUCGAUUGUCAUUGAUGGUGUAGACAUUGGCAAGAUUGGUCUUCACGAUCUACGCUCCAAGCUGGCCAUUAUCCCGCAGGACCCCACGCUCUUCAAGGGAACGAUUCGGUCCAACCUGGAUCCUUUCCACGAACAUUCUGACCUGGAGCUCUGGUCUGCCCUGCGACAAGCUGAUCUUGUUUCGAAUGACCAGACUAUGGAAGAUCACUCUGCACGCAUACAUCUCGACAGUGUGGUCGAGGAAGAGGGUCUCAAUUUCUCUCUGGGCCAGAGGCAGUUGAUGGCUUUGGCUCGCGCGCUCGUCCGUGGAUCUCAGAUUAUCGUCUGUGACGAAGCUACCAGCUCGGUCGACUUUGAGACAGAUGCGAAGAUCCAACAAACGAUCGUGGAUGGUUUCAAGGGCAAGACGCUUCUGUGCAUCGCCCAUCGACUAAAGACCAUUAUCAACUACGAUAGGAUUUGCGUCAUGGACGCCGGGCUGAUUGCAGAGCUCGACUCGCCGCUAAAUCUGUACGACCAAGGCGGAAUCUUCAAGGGCAUGUGCGACAGAUCCGGUAUCAAGAGAGAAGAAAUCGCUGGCGCAAACUAG
Molecule: messenger RNA, 4377 nt
Organism: Alternaria novae-zelandiae
Lineage: Eukaryota; Fungi; Ascomycota; Dothideomycetes; Pleosporales; Pleosporaceae
Exons: 4
Coding region: 1-4377 (1458 amino acids)
Biological process (GO): transmembrane transport
Cellular component (GO): membrane
Molecular function (GO): ABC-type transporter activity; ATP binding; ATP hydrolysis activity
Source: RefSeq, a predicted model, not a curated record